AAUUGUGUCAGCCGAGCCCCUGCGGCUUGGCCCAGAUAAUACCUGUCAGUGGGUGCUUUAAUACUUGGAAUGGAAUGAAGGAAGCCAUGAGGAUGGCGGGGAAAUUUGUGGACUACCAAAUAUGUACAAUGUACAUAGGUGGAAUUUGAAUAAGAACGUUUUCUAGUCAGAACAGUUGUCCAGGAAGUAUAUCUUAUCUUUAUUGGAGAAUCCAAUGUAUGUUUCCGUGCCUCCUCUGGAACCCCACCCACCUCAAUCCAAUUCGCAUAUGAAAGUGUGCCAGCCAGUGAUAAAAACUUCCACGAAAAUGCCCUGACAAGACCUAUAAAUUGGCUAAAGGCAGCCACGGUCUGCACACUCAUUCCAAAAAUGUCUCCGGCUACAAGUCUAUUUGCUGCACUGCUCCUGCUGGUCGCCACGACUUCCGUUCCUUGUCAAGCCAAGGCGGCACAUGAUUCGCGAAUCAUUGGAGGAGAGUUUGCAGGCCCUGGGCAGUUUCCGCAUCAGGUGUCGCUGCAAUUGAAUGGUCGCCAUCACUGCGGCGGCUCUCUGAUCUCCGACACGAUGAUUGUAACUGCCGCCCACUGCACAAAGGACCAGAACCCUGCCCAGAUGAAGGCCAUCGUGGGAACCAACGAUCUGAGCGCCGGUAAUGGGCAGGCUUUCAGCAUUUCCCAGUUCAUCAUCCAUCCGCAGUACAAUCCGCAGAGCCAGGACUUUGACAUGUCGCUGAUCCGGCUAAGUACCCCCGUGCCAAUUGGCGGUGCUGUCAAAACGAUCCAGCUGGCCGAAGCGGACUCUAACUAUGCCGCCGACACCAUGGCCACCAUCAGCGGCUUUGGGGCAAUCAACCAGAAUCUUCAGUUGCCCAACCGCUUGAAGUACGCCCAGGUGCAGCUCUGGAGUCGCGACUACUGCAACGCCCAGAACAUUCCUGGUCUCACCGAUCGCAUGGUCUGUGCUGGUCAUCCCAGUGGACAAGUCAGCUCCUGCCAGGGUGAUUCCGGCGGCCCGCUCACUGUGAAUGGCAAACUCUUCGGCGUGGUCUCCUGGGGCUUUGGAUGUGGCGCCAAGGGACGCCCGGCCAUGUACACCUAUGUGGGUGCCUUGAGAUCCUGGAUCAAGCAGAACGCAAAUGUGUAAUUGGAAUCGGCAUGGAAGUAAACUGACUACAACUAUAUCAAUAAAUAAGUACAUUU
Drosophila obscura is the source of this 1199-nucleotide messenger RNA. Its product is annotated as trypsin-1. The coding region runs from base 370 to 1143 and encodes 257 amino acids. The record is from RefSeq and is a predicted model, not a curated record. Gene Ontology annotation, molecular function: serine-type endopeptidase activity. The transcript has a single exon. NCBI's taxonomy places the organism in Eukaryota, Metazoa, Arthropoda, Insecta, Diptera, Drosophilidae. Gene Ontology annotation, biological process: proteolysis.